GACAUCCUAACAGCGUGGGCUGGAACUCGCACAUCAUCUGAGAUUGCUGAAACUUUUUAGCCUGUAAAAUAUCUCUUCCUGAAGCUUCUCUGGGUGAUGUUUGAAAGUCACACUCUGCCCACACACGCGCAGAGGAUCGCUCAGCUCGACGAAAAGUACCAACGAGACAUUGAUAACGGCAUAUUUAAACCUUACACCUAUCCGUUUUGCGCCGUGGGUAUCCUCGCAGUUGUUAUCUAUUUCACGAUUCCCCACAGAAACAGGCCACUGUUACGAGCUUUCCGAUUCGUGCUUUGGGGCGCCAACCUCACGUUCUCACUCUACGUGAUUGUCCGCUUCCGCGCUCGCAGAGCACCCAUCGAUUAUGCUGUGGGACUUAUUUCCUGGUGGUUCGUGCUCUGGACAGCAGCGGUCAUGGUUGUCUACGAUGGGCAGCUUGAGUUUGCGCGAAUCGAGCGGGCUGUCGGAGCUACGAGAACAUUGCACUCUUCGAGAAAAUCGGCCGCCGAAAUGGUAGAGCGAUGUUCAGAAAAGCCCAAGAAGGAAAAUUUGCGAGAAAGCAACGCUAUUCUGCCACUUGUGUGGCAAAGUUACCCCAUGGGUUCAUUUCUGGAGCGUGUGGAUUGGGUUGUUGACCUACUUAGCAACUUUAGAGGAAUGACUUGGAACUGGAGAAUUCCGAGCAUUCCUGGCCCGCCAACAGAAGUGCAAAAUCUUCUCAAAGAGAACAAAAGCCAUGAAGUUAAGCAGAUAUCACUCCCACGGCUUGCAUCGUCGCCAAUCUCAAGAGAAGAGCGUCUGCGUGACGCAGCCCGCACCUUCGGCCUUGGUUACCUAUGCCUCGACUUCAUCCGGACCUUGACGAUCCACGAUCCAUACUUUAGAGGCCUGGGCACGCAAUACAAGCCAGAAUACAUGCCCUUGGUCGUACAAAACUCGACGGUGCUUAUUCAGUCGUACCGCCUACUCGUAGCUCUUUUUGCCAUUUAUUGGGCGCUGUCUACGAUCUUUUCUCUCGCGCCCAUUGUUUUCUGCGGCGUUCUCGGGGCUGGCACGAUCGGUGUACGCGGAGAACCAUGGGUUUAUCCUGGAGAAUGGGGCAGUUUCCGUGCCGUGCUCGAUCAUGGCCUCGCAGCGUGGUGGUCUGUUUUUUGGCACCAGACCUUUCGGUUUGCCUUUGAAGCGCCGUCCAGGCGUCUUAUCGAAAUCUUGGAAAUCGAUCGGAGUUCAUUCAUUGGUAAGACUCUGCGCCUUUUUGUGGCAUUCGCUUUGUCGGGUAGCAUUCACGCAUCGGGUAGCUACACCUCAAUUGGAGAUACCAAGCCUUUACGCGGGCCAUUCUUGUUCUUUAUCCUGCAGCCUUUUGGUAUACUUGCCCAAAUACUUGCUGCUGAGUGUCUUGGAAAGGCAGGUAUUGCAGGGCGAGUGCCUCUCGCGGCUCGCCGGGUGACCAACGUCGUCUUUGCAUAUACGUGGUUCUAUUUCACAGCUCCGAUUUUUAUCGAGGAUCUAGCUAAGGGCGGGACAUUCCUAUAUGAACCUGUUCCUUUCAGCAUAUUUCGGCUGCUUGGACUCGGUGGCAGGAAUGAAUCGUACAUCUGUUGGACUUCGCCUUGGACAUGGUUCACGUGGCAGGCCGGGAAUCGUUGGUGGGAAACUGGGCUGUCAACAUGAAGGUUUGAUGUCAACUUCGAACAUCUUCAUGUUCAGACGUUAACGCGUCACCGAUAUGAGCCA
Messenger RNA from Verruconis gallopava, 1737 nucleotides. RefSeq lists its product as uncharacterized. The transcript has a single exon. The record is from RefSeq and is a predicted model, not a curated record. Bases 97 to 1674 code for a protein of 525 amino acids. Lineage: Eukaryota; Fungi; Ascomycota; Dothideomycetes; Venturiales; Sympoventuriaceae. Gene Ontology annotation, biological process: lipid metabolic process.